Molecule: messenger RNA, 773 nt
Organism: Oppia nitens
Lineage: Eukaryota; Metazoa; Arthropoda; Arachnida; Sarcoptiformes; Oppiidae
Product: DNA replication complex GINS protein PSF1-like
Exons: 5
Coding region: 174-773 (199 amino acids)
Biological process (GO): DNA replication; DNA strand elongation involved in mitotic DNA replication
Cellular component (GO): GINS complex
Source: RefSeq, a predicted model, not a curated record
AAUAGCAUUGAUUUUUAUGCACACAUUUGGCGCUCAAACAAACAGACAAUCAUUUGAGUGAAUCAAAUAUAUUGAUGUCUUAGUCGUUGACAAACAAACCACAAGACAUUGAACCACAAAAAAACAUUUGUAUUUUUAAUAACAUUAUUAUCACCAGAUUUAUCACAAUAAAAAUGUUUGGCGUCAAAGGUGUCGAUCUGGUCAAAAGUCUUACCCGACAGACCACUGAUCCGAUGCCCGACUACUGUCACCAAUUGGUCGACCAAUUGCUAAAAGAGAUGACAGAACUCAACCAUCAGAUCCAGAAAUUUGUUAAGGCAAACGAUUCGUUGGACCGAAACUCUGAUGAAUACCGCAAUCAGUUGGUUGUCACACAAAUCCGAUUUUCGGCUCUUCUGUGGAACAAACGAUGUCUUCUCGCUUAUCAUUGGAAUCGUUUGGAUAAACUGAAACGUUUGCGUUGGCAGUUGGGAUCAGUUAUGCCCGAAGACAUCGUGAAAAAUUUGUCGGCCGACGAACGUCAGUGGUUUCUAAAUUAUUCAAACAAUUUAUCAGAUUAUAUGAACAAAUUGAACGACGGAAGAGGUAUUGAUCUGACGUUACACCAGAAGCCACCGAAAAGACUAUACAUUCAAGUCCGCUGCAAUACUGAAUACGGAGACCUCGAGUUAGACGACGGCACGAGUGUUGUCCUCACCAAAGACAGUAUGCAUUAUCUGCCGCUAUCCCAGUGCGAGAAACUCAUAUUAGGAGGUGUUUUAACGCAAAUCUAA